Brassica oleracea var. oleracea is the source of this 1028-nucleotide messenger RNA. Its product is annotated as DNA repair protein XRCC3 homolog. The record is from RefSeq and is a predicted model, not a curated record. The coding region runs from base 8 to 910 and encodes 300 amino acids. The transcript is spliced from 2 exons. Lineage: Eukaryota; Viridiplantae; Streptophyta; Magnoliopsida; Brassicales; Brassicaceae. Gene Ontology annotation, cellular component: replication fork; Rad51C-XRCC3 complex. Gene Ontology annotation, molecular function: ATP binding; ATP-dependent DNA damage sensor activity; four-way junction DNA binding. Gene Ontology annotation, biological process: t-circle formation; double-strand break repair via synthesis-dependent strand annealing; telomere maintenance via recombination.
UGGGAAAAUGAAGCCGCGGAGUCUCCUCUCACAAUCGCCGACGACGAGCCUGAAGCUAACCACCGGCUGCGAAACCCUCGACGAAUGUCUCCGCGGCGGAUUUCCGUGCGACUCUCUCACAGAAAUCGUAGCGGAGAGCGGCUGCGGGAAAACACAGCUCUGCCUUCAGCUCUCGCUCUGCGCCCAGCUUCCGAUUUCAAACGGCGGACUCGACGGCUCAGCUCUCUAUCUCCACUCCGAGUUUCCCUUCCCGUUUCGCCGUCUCCAUCAGCUCUCUCGAUCGUUUCAUCUAUCGAACCCUAGCAUCUACGCGGAUCACAACGAUAAUCCUUGCGAUCAUGUCUUCGUGCAAAACGUCCACAAUGUAGACCACCUGUUCGACGUAAUGGCUAAGAUAGAAUAUUUUGUUAAAAAUUCGAAAACGAGGCUUCCUUUGAAGCUGAUUGUGCUUGAUUCCGUCGCGGCGUUGUUCAGAUCGGAGUUUGAUAACACGCCGUCUGAUCUCAGGAAGAGAGCUUCUUGUUUUUUCAAGAUAUCUGGGAAGUUGAAGCAGCUGGCGAAUAAGUUUGGUUUGGCUGUGGUGAUUACGAAUCAGGUCACUGAUUUUGUUGAGUCUUCUGAUGGGUUGAGUGGGUUGAGGAUUGGGAAUUUGAGGUGUUUGUAUUCGUCUGGGAGACGAGUUGUUCCUGCUUUGGGUUUGGCUUGGGCUAACUGUGUGAACUCUAGAGUUUUCAUCUCACGAAGUGGUGAUACUAUCUGUCAAGAGGGAAGGGAUGAUGAUGAGAGGAGCGGUUCGAGUUAUGUGUCUAGAAGAGCUCGGAGACGGCUUGAUAUUGUUUUUUCACCUCAUUUGCCUGCUUCUUCUUGCGACUUUGUGAUCACACGAGAGGGUAUUUGUGGAGUUAGGUGAUCCAUGGUGCUAUGCAAGGUAGUUUUAGGUGACUUUUGAGUGAUGUUUAUGUAGAUUUUUUCUGAGGGAGAUGGGUUGCAACUUGCAGCAAGUCAGGGGUAAUGCAUGCCUUGAGGAG